Molecule: messenger RNA, 1332 nt
Organism: Linum tenue
Lineage: Eukaryota; Viridiplantae; Streptophyta; Magnoliopsida; Malpighiales; Linaceae
Source: the annotation of a GenBank genome assembly
AUGGCACCAACAACAUCAUAUUUCUCCCCAUCACUCUUCUUUUUCUUCUUCUUCUUCUUCCUCUCCUUUGCCCUCACAUCAUCAUCAUCAUCCCAUGGCUCGUCGACAAUCACGACUCACCUCAUCCACCGCGACUCCACAUUCUCGCCGUCGUACGACGCCGCCGAGACGGUGGCCGGUCGAGCCGCGAGGGCCGCGGAAGCUUCCCUCGCCCGCCACCGCUACUUGUCCUCGCUGAAGGAGGACAUGCCGCGCGACGUGGAGGCCGGGCUGGUCCUGGCCGCGACGGUCAACGUGUUCUACGUCAACUUCUCGAUCGGCGACCCGCCGGUGCAACAGCUGGCGGUCAUGGACACGGGGAGCAGCCUGACGUGGGUGAAGUGCCUGCCUUGUAGUCCGUGCUCGCCGGGCGGCGGGGCGGCGACGGCGUUGUUCGAUCCGGCCAAGUCCAAGAGUUACUAUGCGCUGCCGUGUACCGACGACUGCAAGAAGUGCGAUGCUGAGCACUGCAUGUACACAAUGUCGUACCUCGGCAACCAAACCAGCGAGGGCGUCCUCGCCUCCGAGCAGCUCACCUUCCUUGCCCCCGCCGGCGGCGGGGAAACACAAACCGCCGUCGUGCCAAGCUUCGUAUUCGGCUGCUGCAGCUCGCUCACCGGCGUCGGGAGCAGCGUCGACCCGAAUUUCAACGGAAUACUAGCCCUCGGAUCCGGGCACUUUUCUUUGGUCAACCAGUUCGGCGACAAGUUCUCGUACUGCACCGGCAGCAUCGCCGACCGGUCUUACCCUCACAACCGCCUGUCCAUCGGCCGCGGGGCCUACUUGGCCGGCGACACCGCUAGGGUUUCCCUCAGGGACGGCGCCUACAACGUCUUUGUGAACGGCAUCACCCUUGGAGGCCAGGAAGUUUUCCUCAAGAUGUCCGACAUCACCCGAGGAGUGUUCAUCGACACCGGAGCAGAGCUCACCUUCCUCUACACGGAGGCUUACGACGCGGUGAAGGCGGAGAUCAUCAAGCUAGCCUCCGGAGUCCUCACCGGAGUCAACCCCACGGCUCCCUACGAGCUCUGCUACAAAGGAACGGUGGGCCAAGACACCAAGGGGUUUCCGGCCCUAGGGUUGCAGUUCGCCGGAGGAGCGGAUCUCGUGGCGGAUAACAACGGCAUGUUCAAGCAGGUUCAGGAUGAUGUUUUCUGCUUCGCCUUCGUCCGGUCGCCGGCGAUCAGCGUCGUCGGGAUGAUGGCUCAGCAAGGGUACAAUGUUGGGUAUGAUCUGGAUCAAGGAGUGAUUCACUUCCAGAGCAUGGAUUGCGAGAUUCUGCCAUCGAGUUAG